Molecule: messenger RNA, 1288 nt
Organism: Alosa sapidissima (American shad)
Lineage: Eukaryota; Metazoa; Chordata; Actinopteri; Clupeiformes; Clupeidae
Gene: spring1
Product: SREBF pathway regulator in golgi 1
Exons: 5
Coding region: 43-675 (210 amino acids)
Biological process (GO): positive regulation of SREBP signaling pathway
Source: RefSeq, a predicted model, not a curated record
GUUAGCUACCUGGACCUGGCACAUAUUCCAAAGAACGUCUCCAUGGUGUUACGUAGACUCUUGAGGAAGCGUUGGGUCUUGGGGGUUGUUUUUGGAUUGUCCCUGAUCUACUUUCUCACCAGUACAUUAAAGCGGGAGGAGCGGACCAUCGGAGACCGGACCCUCUUGGAAUUGAGGGACUCCGAUCAUCACAUUCCAUGGAAGGUCCGAUUCAAUUUGGGCAAUAGCAGCAGACAGAUAACACAAUGCAGGAAUUCUAUACAGGGCAAGAUUCUCCUCACAGACGAAUUAGUACUGGACCUCUUACAGUGGUGUUUGUCUACAGGUUAUGUAUGUGAGCGAAAGGACAUGUUGGUGAAUGGCUGCUGUAACGUAAAUGCACCUAGUUCACGCCAGUACAUUUGCAAAACCUGCCUGGCCAAUGGAUGCUGCAGCAUCUAUGAAUACUGUGUAUCUUGUUGCCUUCAACCUGACAAGCAACCUCUUCUGGAGCACUUUCUCAACCGGGCUGCAGAGGGGUUUCAGAACCUUUUCACAGCAGUGGAAGAUCACUUUGAGCUUUGCCUAGCCAAGUGCAGGACUUCUUCACAAAGUGUUCAGCAUGAAAACACGUACAGGAAUCCACAAGCCAAAUACUGCUAUGGAGAAAGCCCACCAGAGCUUCUGCCAAUAUGACAGAUUUUGGCACUUCUCCAUCUGUGGCUUUCAAAUAUCCAACGGAAUAAUGAAGGAGACUGGACGAAAACGUAACACACCAGUCAAGACUCAUGAUACACUAUGAAGCCUGGGCCUCUAUUGCUAGUCAAAUUGAAACUUGACUGAACAUUGUAUCACAGCUCACCCUCCCCCACCCAUCCCUUUCCAUCUGCAGUAGGCGGGUGGGCUGAGGAAGUAAAAAAAAUCAUGUCUGAAAGUGUACACUUCAUAAGUGCAUAGACUGCUUUCUUACUUCAUCUGAGAUGACCCUCGUGUUUCGUUAGUACCCACAUAGCAGAUGGCCUGUGGGAAGAUCCAGGCUCAUGUUUGGCCCUGUUUAAAACCUUCGCAGUCAGUGGCUGACUGGGUUGCAUUGUUGUCAUUUAUGUUUUCUUACAUCAUUUCAUGAGAUGCUUUUUUUUUUCUUUUGCGUGUUAAACUGAUGAAACCAUACUAAACAAAUGAGUUUGUUAUUGCCCUAUGGGAGAUUAUUGCAAACUACACAAACAAUGGCCAUAUGUAACAAAUACAGUAGCUAGUAGAACAUGUAGUCAUUUUUUAUUUAAUAAAGAAACUGUGACUGAUCCAUUCA